AAAAAGACGUUCGCUGAUUAAGAUGAUCUCAUGGAACAACACGUUAAAGCGCUCUACGCCUGUUUUUACCAUAGACCUUAUUUUCCGCGUUUAUCCUAAAACCCUACAAAAACGACAUUUUCCUAUAGGCUUUGUCCAAAGAACCAUGGCAGAGUUAGUGCCUACAAAAAAGACGCCAUUACUAUUGCUCUGUUGCAAAGUGUAAAUGUUUGUUUUUCCACACGUGCGCUAGAAGUCUAUUGGUCAUUUUGGCUGCCUGUCAUUCUAUAAUCGGAUCCAACCAUUGGCUAGCUAGACUUCCUGGGAUUUUGGCGGUGGAGUAAACAUGGCGGAAGAUUUAAAAGGGUGCCAAGUUGUAUGUAAAGUGACAACGAACCAGUUGCAGACACUCUGUCGUCAUGAAGGGAUUGUGUGCUUGGAUCUGGGGGUCAACAGGAAACAAAUGCACAACUUCGAAGUGGAGUACCUGUGUGACUACAAGAGGACACUUGUUCCUGGUAGGAAGACAGCCAAUGCCACAGGAGUACCAAAGUUCUUAACUGAUGUGGUGCUGGUCACUGAAAGCAUCCAUCUGUACUUGAGAGAGAGAGAACUGCUCCCCUGCUCCAACCUCCAACCUGUAUGUGAGCGAGAGUUCUACUUGGUUAAAUGGAAGGGUUACCCAGAUCACAUGAACACCUGGGAGCCGAGGAAAAACCUGCGGUGUGUGGAGCUUCUACGUCAGUUCUGGGACGAUGUCUUCCUGGAGCUGCAGAGACAGAAAAAGACUGUUGUCCCCAACCGGUUUGAAACAGAGAUGUCCUCUUACCUGGAGCAGAGGGCCAGGCAUAGGCAGAGCCUGCAGAGGUGGGAGACCCAGAUCAACAGUGUUGGAGGCCUCACCAAACGCAUCCUGGUCCGCAACCGUGUGGACCUGGAGGGCCCUCCGAAUAACUUCACCUACAUCAACAACUACAAGGUGGGUGAGGGCAUUUCGAUGACGACGAUGGCAGUGGGGUGUGAGUGCACCAACUGUUUGGAGAACCCUGUGGGUGGUUGCUGCCCAGGAGUAUCGGGACAUGGCUUUGCCUACAACGAGUGUGGGCAGGUGAAGGUUAAACCUGGGGAGCCCAUCUAUGAGUGCAACAAUAUGUGUCGCUGUGGACCAAACUGCCCCAACAGAGUGGUACAGAGAGGGAUCCAGCAUACCCUCUGCAUCUUCAAAACAGACAACGGGCGGGGGUGGGGAGUACGGACCUCUGAGCGUAUCCGAAGGCAUUCCUUUGUCAUGGAGUAUGUUGGAGAGAUCAUCACUACAGAGGAGGCAGAGAGGCGGGGUCAGGUCUAUGACAGACAGGGAGCAACGUACCUGUUUGACCUGGACUAUGUGGAGGAUGAGUACACCAUUGAUGCUGCUCACUAUGGAAAUGUAUCCCACUUCGUCAACCACAGUUGCAGCCCUAACCUGCAGGUGUAUAACGUAUUCAUAGACAACCUGGAUGAGCGACUGCCACGUCUGGCUUUCUUCUCAAACCGUGGUAUCAGCGCUGGGGAAGAGCUCACCUUCGACUACAAUAUGCAGAUUGAUCCAAUAGAUGUGGAGAGUACAAAGAUGGACUCCAAUUUCAGCAUGACUAUUUCACCCAAAAAGGCUUCUCUUGUGACUGGAUCACCCAAGAAGGUUCACAUGACUGGAUCACCCAAAAAGGAUCCUCUCAUGACUGGAUCACCCAAAAAGGAUCCUCCCAUGAUUGGAUCACCCAGAAAGGAUCCUCUCAUGAUUGGAUCACCCAGAAAGGAUCCUCUCAUGGCUGGAUCACCCAGAAAGGAUCCUCUCAUGGCUGGAUCACCCAAAAAGCGAGCGCGCAUGGAGUGCAAGUGUGGGACAGACAAUUGCAGGGGGUACUUGUUUUAGGGUUGCAGCAAGGACAAAUGUAUACAUUUGACUUUUCCAGGAUUGUCAUUAUGACAAUUCAACUUUAUUUCUGGCAUUUUAAAUGUAUACUAUGAUGUCUGUGAAUAUUUUGCUCUAUUUGAUCAUAAACUAUUCAUUAGUGUUUGGGGCAUCUUAUUUGUUUCUCACAUGUAUACUAAAACCAAAUAACUUUAAAAAAAUGUUUUUAACAACACUCAAAUCCAAUUUGUUGGCUACCCGAUCUCAUUGAAUCUACACUACCUUUCAAAAGUUUGGGGUCACAUAGAAAUGUUCUUGUUUUUGAAAGAAAAACACUUUUUGUCCAUUAAAUAACAUUAAUUGAUCUGAA
Molecule: messenger RNA, 2243 nt
Organism: Oncorhynchus kisutch (coho salmon)
Lineage: Eukaryota; Metazoa; Chordata; Actinopteri; Salmoniformes; Salmonidae
Product: histone-lysine N-methyltransferase SUV39H1
Exons: 8
Coding region: 326-1894 (522 amino acids)
Cellular component (GO): nucleus
Molecular function (GO): protein binding; zinc ion binding; histone H3K9 methyltransferase activity
Source: RefSeq, a predicted model, not a curated record